CAGGCUGCUUACCGCGCCCUCAGCAUGCAUGCAGGCCCGUGACAGGCCCCUUGAGGAGCCUGUCACGGUGAAGGCAGCUCAGCUGCUGCCCGAGGGUGCAACAUUGCUGCUUUUGACCGGGCUGCUUGGUGCAACGGCUCAGCUGCUUCAGUUGAGCAGCUAGCUUGUUGAGCCUCCCUCGCAGCUCUUGGCAGCCCAGACGCUCAAGUGCUGGCCCCUCCAGGUAUUGAAUGGCUCGCACUCUCUGCUAGGACGAGACCGGCGCAGCAGAGCCACUCUUUUGCAUCCAUCUCGUGGAGAGACCGUUAUGGCGGAUGCUGCUGCUGCUGAGGCUGCUGAGCAUGGGCCUGCCAGCAAAGAAGGAAUUGGAUCAGGGUUGUUUGAAGCCCCGAACGCUGACAGCAGCAGUGGUAAAGCCUGGUAUAUUGAGACCCGGGACGCGUUCGGCUCAAAGCCGGCUGUCUGGGCCGCUGAGAUCGAGGACGAGCUGUCGAGCGUGAGUUUGAACGACGGCGGCUCAGCAGGAACCACUGCGGACCCUUCAGAGGCGCUUAUGACUGGGGUAGGGGAUGGAGGCCUAGGGGAUUUUGCCCAAGUGGGCAUUGUUGCUUGGCAGAUAUUGACAGCCAACCCGCGCUUGGCUCUGCUCCUGAGCCCUCUGGCCUUGGCGGGAUUUGCAGUACAGGCUCUCAUCUCUGGCACUUUUCUGGAGGGCACAAUCUUCUGACACCACUUUGUGCAACACAUAAAUGAUGUGCACUGAAGCUGAAAUAACGUUGAGGAGGCUUUGUAAGAGCUUGUUUGUUG
Molecule: messenger RNA, 807 nt
Organism: Coccomyxa subellipsoidea C-169
Lineage: Eukaryota; Viridiplantae; Chlorophyta; Trebouxiophyceae; Coccomyxaceae
Exons: 2
Coding region: 308-727 (139 amino acids)
Source: RefSeq, a predicted model, not a curated record